CCAUGAUACCAGCAGUCAACACACCAUAAUAAUACCAGCAGUCAACACACCAUAAUAAUGCUAUGAUACCAGCAGUCAAGUCCCACAGUUACCAACAGCACACACCGUAACACACCAGAAUAAUGCACGGUAAGCACGGUCACACACACACACUAGCGGUGCGCCAUCUGCGACUUGCCAGACAGCACUGGAGUCGUUGUAACAACCGGGCCGCCAUCACGUGUCGGAUCACAAUCAGGAAGUUGUCGUUGUUGUCAUAGCUGCAAAUUAUGAGACACAUUAUCUAGAUAACGGUAGCCGUUGGAUCGUGGAGCCUUGUGGUGGGGACUGGGCGAUCUAUUGACGCUGAAGGCAACGCCACACAACGCACGAGGUCACCUGUCUUGUGACAAACAGUGUGUGUGUGUGUGAUAGCAGAUGGCAGUACCAGCCACAGAGUCCACCUACCCACCCCCUUCUCCUCCACCCACCAUGCGGGAGGAUCUUUUCCAGAAGCAAGACUUCGUGGCCUUGGAUCAAAUGGCCAAACAGGCCCCGGCAAAUCUAGUGAACAGUUUUUCAGAGCUAAUCGUUUACCUGACUAAAGAUAUGGACAACGACCUGCACAAGGUUCGCUCCAUCUUCGUGUGGCUGUCAGCUCAGUCCGUACUCACCACCAACUUCCCCAAAGUGGUCAAGCCGGACACGCCCCUCAACUUCCUUAAACGCUGCAAGUUGGACCGUGAGAUAUACACCGACCUCUUUGCCGUCCUGUGCAGGAAGGCAGGUGUGCCGUGUGUAAUUAUCGAGGGUACUACAAAAGGUGCCGGCUGGGAAGUAGGUGAUCAGUGCGAACUGGCGGCGACCAAUCGCUGGAAUGCAGUGCACGUGCAAAACUCGUGGCGACUGGUCAACGUGCCCUGGGCCUUAGUCACCACUGGGGACCUGGAGCAAGACAACUGGAUCAAGGUGGAAGAAGAUGGCCGAGCGGUUAGAGAAAGGGAGACUGUCGAUAGCUUCGUGCAUCAGGACAUGGACGAAUUUUGGUUCUUGCCGGACCCCGAGAACAUGGUGUGCUUCUGCUUUCCAAAGGAUCCGAGAUGGCAACUGCUGUCUGAGCCCUGGAGUCAAGAAAACUUCAUCAGUACUCCGAGAUACGCUCAAGAGUUCAUGGGGUCACAGUGGGAGCUGGUGAGCGCGGCGCAGGCUGUGCUGGAGGCCGACGAGGGCAAGUGCAAGAUCACCUUUAGCCAUCCUCGCGAUGUCAAAGGCACUCUCCACUACAACCUCUUCUUUAACCCCAAGCUGUCCAACGUACAGCUGCCGGAGGACCUACAGCUUGAUCGCUACGUUGUGGAAGAAUGCAAGCUGGGCCUCAAGUCGGUGGUGACGCGACUUCCGGUAAAGGGGGUCUACCGCAUUCAACUGGCAGGCAGCUUUGGCGAGAACGAACUGACCCCACUGCUGGAAUUCCGCAUCAAUUGUGUUGGGGAAAUCAAGCAGCCUGUCCCCUUCCCCGAGGGCUGUAAGCAGGUCGGGUACAGCGAGGAGUCGGCGGAGUUGGGGCUCGUGGAGCCCAGUCACGAGGAGGGGGUGGUGGAGACACGGAAAGGAGAAAAGAUCAGCUUUCAAUUCAAGCUCAAAGACAAAAAGCCCGCCCACAUCAAAGCCACGUUAAUCAACAAUAACAGGUCGACUGAAGAGCUGAGCCAGUAUGUCACAUGUGAGAGGACCAAAGAAGACAUCAACAUCACAGUGACGAUGCCUGAUGUACAAGAAUGUGGCUUAUGUAUCGAGAACGCGAGCAUCCCUGACUACGACAUCAGCUACCUGCUGACGCAGGACUCCAAGCUCAAGUUCAAGGAACAAGAACCUCUGGAAAAGAGAAAGAGCGAGAUUCUCAAGGCUCUCGAUGAAGGCGACAUGAAGAAGAUCAUACAUUUCCUGCAACCCGCGGAAGACCUGCGACACGCCAUCGACCCUUUUCUCAAAAGCAGGAUUGAGGCCUACAGGGAGCGGGCCAACACCAGCUCCAGACAUCGGGACAAAGCCUUGAUGAAUGCCAUGAAGACAGAGGACGUGUUGGAGCUGAAGUAUGCCAUAGCGGCGUACGAGCAGCAGAUGGGCGAUGAUAAGGCCACACUGCACCUCGCCAACCUCAUCCUGCACCUGCUGCAGGCGCUGAAAGACGACAGCAGUUGGGAACGUCUAGAGGGCGCUCUUCGCCCUCUGCUAAGCCUUACACAGGAAGAUUAUGGCCACGGGGAGAGGGCAGUCAGAACCCUCAUGAAGCAGUACGAGAAAGCGGUGUGCGAGGCGUACUACCAGCGGUCGUUGGCGGCGCUGGAGCAGGCAGUGACAGGUGUGCACGCGUCGUGUCUGGCCGCACAGCUACAGCAGCAGGACUUCUACACUCGUGCCGUCACCUUGCAGACUCAGCUACAGCAACUACAGCGUGUGGUGCGUGACGUGCGCAGUUUGACGUCACUGGAUCUGGCGGCCCUCGUCAACACUCGCGGCAGACCAAACCCUCACCUGCACUCCACCUUGAUGGCCACUCUCAUUCUCCUGGGGGAAGAAGAAAAAGAAUUGUGGGAGUGGAGCAACGUGCAGAACCUAGUGCAGCGGAAGAGUGAGCUCAAGCAGCAGCUUGUGGAGUUGGACUACAGUAGGGUAAAGGUCAAGCAGGCCGAGCUGGCUGCGCACCACGUCCGCCAGUGUCAAGUCGACCUGCUACGCAAGGAGAACAGCGCAUGCGCCGCUCUCCUUCUGGAGUGGGUGCAGGUAACGACGGAGGAGAUCUGUGGGCGAGAAGCCAUGCGAACUCAGAUGAAGCAGACGACAAGCACUUGAUGAUGACAGAUGGUCGGACCACUUCAUCGCAGUUUUUGUUCGUCCGCUGGGGUGCCCAGCUCAUGCCAGCUCAUGAAGUUUCAUCGCAAACAGCUUUUGACUGUGAAGUGAGGCCGAGUUCAUGCUAGUGAUGUUUUCACCAUUGUGGGGCCUAACCCUCACCCUGACAACUAAUGAUUCUUCACCAUCGUGAAACUUAUUUCAGGGUUAGCUUAGCUUCAUCUUUGUCAAGCCCUUUUCAGAACUAACUUUGGUUUUAUUAUUAUCAUUUACAUGUAUGUUUAUUCAUUUUUUUGUGUGGUGUGUGUGACUAUUAAAAUCAACUGCCAGCUCUCUUUUCCUACUAAAAACAAAAACAAACAAACAAACAAACAAACAAACAAACAAACAAAAUCCCGUUAGCGUGAUGUCAUAGUUGUAACUGUGUAUUCAAGAUACAAUGACAAGAACAGUGGUUAUAGAUAAUUUCUUCAUGGCUAUAUGGCAGUACAGAGAGGAUGUGGACAUUGUCAGGGUUUGGAAUAUUCUUUGCAUCAUUUUCCGAAACGUUUACUUGUAUAAGAUUAUAAAUUUUAAUAAAGUUUCUUACUCUCUCUGAA
Messenger RNA from Pomacea canaliculata, 3431 nucleotides. RefSeq names its product hillarin-like. The transcript has 14 exons. The record is from RefSeq and is a predicted model, not a curated record. The coding region runs from base 418 to 2832 and encodes 804 amino acids. NCBI's taxonomy places the organism in Eukaryota, Metazoa, Mollusca, Gastropoda, Architaenioglossa, Ampullariidae.